AUGGAUGAGGUCGGAGAUACACCUCUGAGAACCCCUACACGGCAUAACAGUGGAUCCCAAAGGGAUAGGCGACUGUCAUCCCGCACGGCGCGGAAAAGAAGCAAGGUCUCGCGGGCAUGCGACGGCUGCAAAUCUCGCAAGAAGGCUUGCACUGGAGACAUUCCAUGCAGGUUUUGUUUACGCAUCGGUACCACCUGCACCUACGAUGUUCCUUACCACAGAGGUGCUCCUGUUUCUCCGCGACCGUCAACCCAACAAGAAAAUGUGGGCACACCAGCAACGACUCAGCCUACAGCACGGUCGGAUACCCUUCAGACAGGCCCUGUUCCUACAAACUCGGCUCCAGAUGGCUUGAUUGAUAGUGGAGGACAAUAUAGAGGCCCAACCUCUGCGCACUCCUUCCUGGCUAGAGCUAUGAGAAAUUUCCACAACCACCCUCUGGAGGCUCAGCCUGCAUCAGUUUCAACAGAAGAUGUUCAUGAAUCCAUAUUUUCAUAUGGUGACCGUCAUGCCCCAAGGGUUGAUCCAUCACAGCUACAGUGGCCAAAUCAAACCACGGUGAACCGCCUAGUCAAACGAUAUUUCGACUUCGCAUCUCCCACGUAUCGGAUACUGCACCAAGGCACUGUGGAAGAAUGGGUCAAUACAAUUUUCAGCGACCAGUCCGUGUCAUUUACCUCUAGAAUAGGAGCCACCCCUACAAUACCACCGGCUGCCGAGGCGAUUAUUCUACUCAUUUGCGCAAUUGCGUCUUUAUCAUCGGCCUCGGAAGAACCAACGGAUCAAGUUAACAUAGGAAAUCUGCAACAAUACGAGGCAUAUUAUCAAAUGGCAGAGCAAAUCCUGGCAAAAGAUACAGGUAUGCCAUAUCUGGAAUUUAUACAGGCACGAUUCAUAUCUGUUCUUUAUCUUCUGGGUGCAUCGCGCAUGAAUCAAGCCUGGUUCAAUUUUGGUCCCACGGUACAAUUGAUCAUGGCAAUUGGACUGCACAGAAAGCGUAUGCGUUCUCCUUCCAGCAGCUUGAGUCUGAUCUCCCAUGAAUGUUCGAAGCGAGUGCUGUGGUGUUCAUUCACACUUGAUCAAUAUUUGAGUCUUAUCCUGGGACGGCCAAGAUUAUUACAUGACGAAGAUAUUGACCAAGAAUAUCCGACCUUGGUGAACGACGAGAAUUUGGAUGCUGCCCAAUUGAAUCCAAGUUCACUGAGGAACUGCCUCAUGGACGCGCCUGUAUGUCAUGCUAAGCUAUCGCGAAUCUUGGCUAGGGCUUCCCAAGACUUAUACUCUAUCAAAUCUUUCGACAAAGAUCAGGACAUCAAAAGUGUGGGGAGUCUGAUAAGUCAAAUCACACAGUGGCAAUCUGAGCUUCCACUUCUUUUCACAGAGAACGUUUGCCCAAGUAGCCUGAUCACUACCUUUCGAAGGCAGCUGACGGUCAUUCGUCUCGCCCAUUAUCAUGCCAUUAUGUUUGUGACACGUCCGCUUCUACUCUGGGACUGCUCAAAUGAACCACGGUCAACAAAUCUCAACGGCUACCUUCAAUCCUGCGUGAUUACCGCCCGUAAGACACUUGAGUUGAUAUUGGAUCUUGCCAAAGAGAAUCAAUUCUUCCAUUCAUUUUGGUACACGCAAUAUAUUGCGUUCAAUGCACUAUCGAUUCUUUACAUCUACAUCAUUCAUUCUUGCAAAGGCCGUAUUCCGCAUGAGUGGGUAUUUUCAGACACAUCAAACCAUUCUCAAGCAGGGCCUUUUGUAUUCGAUCAGAUAUCCUUAUAUGAAUUGGCUGAAAGAACUCAAGAUUACUUACGUCAAGUGACAGAAAAGAAUGCUCUCGCUUGGAGAUAUGCAAUUGUCUUGGAUGCCUUGCGGUCAGAGUCCAAAUCACUCCUCUAUCGUGAUCCUAGCGGGGAGGACUAUCAAAUGAUCACCCCACAACUGGAAGCCCUUCAGCGAUUCAUGGUGCCUGAACAGCCACCCGUAGACUGGGAGGGUCUCCAGGCGUCAAUGACAGAUCUAGCUACUAAUAUCGAACUCCCUGGCCGAACCUCACUAUUUUGGGGCAUUGAAAACCUCUUUCCUUCUUUGGGCACGAGCGAAGAUGUCUCGCUAGACUUCUGGCCUCAGCUAGACCGUCUCCCCAUAUCACUUCCCAAUCCUCCGAAUGUUUGA
Molecule: messenger RNA, 2166 nt
Organism: Penicillium malachiteum
Lineage: Eukaryota; Fungi; Ascomycota; Eurotiomycetes; Eurotiales; Aspergillaceae
Product: Zn(II)2Cys6 transcription factor
Exons: 3
Coding region: 1-2166 (721 amino acids)
Biological process (GO): positive regulation of transcription by RNA polymerase II; DNA-templated transcription
Cellular component (GO): nucleus
Molecular function (GO): zinc ion binding; DNA-binding transcription factor activity, RNA polymerase II-specific; sequence-specific DNA binding
Source: RefSeq, a predicted model, not a curated record